Humulus lupulus (European hop) is the source of this 770-nucleotide messenger RNA. RefSeq names its product protein MEN-8-like. Lineage: Eukaryota; Viridiplantae; Streptophyta; Magnoliopsida; Rosales; Cannabaceae. The transcript has a single exon. The coding region runs from base 3 to 368 and encodes 121 amino acids. The record is from RefSeq and is a predicted model, not a curated record.
UCAUGGCUGGCCUAAAGUGUACCGUAUUGUUAGUGUUUAUGAUCGCAGUAGUUGUGAUGGCCCACACUGCUGAAGCUCAGGUGUGCUCCACUCAGUUGAGCAACCUAAAUGUGUGCGCGCCCUUCGUAGUGCCCGGCGCAUCCGUCCCGCACCCCACAUCUGAUUGUUGCGUGGCUCUCGGAGCCCUCAAUCAUGACUGUAUUUGCAACACUCUCCGCAUUGCUUCCCAGCUUCCCUCCCUUUGCAACGUUCCGGCUGUUCCCUGUGGUAUGCAAUUUUUGCUCUAUACAAAUAUACACACAUUUAACAAUAUAUAUAACUUACAUAGCACUUCUUUUUUUUUUUUGGCUGAUAUAUUUUUUUUAUGAAUGCAGCUGCAAAUUGAAGAAGGAAAUGGAUACGAACUACUUACUGUUUGAUGAAUAAUCUGGAAGUUUUAUAAUUAGUUUUCUUGUCUUUUUUUUUUUUGGUAAUGUCUUUGUGAUCUAUCGCUAAUGUUGUGGAGAUCAAGAAGAUAACUUAUAUUAUCAAAUAAAAUAACAGUAUAUUUCUCCUUAAUUUAUUAGUGAUAUAAGUGAACCAGGUUAUGCAUAUUUUGAUCUUAACAAGACUUGGCUCAGAAUAAUGGAGAUAAUGCAACCAAUUUUUUUUUUUUUUUUUAAAAAAGAUUAAUUGAUCCCAUUGAUUAUUUAAUCGAUUUUGAAUAAAAAAAAAAACUCAAGAAAUAAAUAAGUUAAUUGAUGAUAAGAUGUUUUACGAGUUGAACGACA